Pseudopodoces humilis (Tibetan ground-tit) is the source of this 1641-nucleotide messenger RNA. RefSeq names its product NADH:ubiquinone oxidoreductase complex assembly factor 5 (gene NDUFAF5). Gene Ontology annotation, biological process: mitochondrial respiratory chain complex I assembly. Gene Ontology annotation, molecular function: S-adenosylmethionine-dependent methyltransferase activity. The record is from RefSeq and is a predicted model, not a curated record. NCBI's taxonomy places the organism in Eukaryota, Metazoa, Chordata, Aves, Passeriformes, Paridae. Gene Ontology annotation, cellular component: mitochondrion.
AUGGCCCAGCACUCUGUGCAGCCAAAUCUUACCCAGCACGGCACCUUCGCCGCGAUCAGCCCGGUGCCCACCGUAGCUAAGCCCACCAGCAGCACCAAGUGCACCAAGACGGCUGCAGCCCCCGCACCCGCUCCGUCCCCAACCCCAGCGACGGAGGAGGCCGCAGAGAAGAACCCCGAGGACGCCCCGCUCGCACCGACCGUGCCCGGGGCCCGCCGCUCCCUCACGGUACUGCCGCACGCCGCCGCCGCCGCACGGCCACUUCCGGCGGCGCUACGGCGGCCGCGGCGGGACACGGCUCCCCCUCCCGCAGGGCGCGUGCGCGGAGGUCCGCGCGAGGCCGAGGCGAUGAGGGGCCUGGCGCGGCCGGCGCUGAGGGCGCGGUGGUGCCGCCCGCUCUGGGCGCUGCCGGCAAGGGCCGCCGCCGCUUCGCCUCCUUCUCACGCCACAGCCUCGCCGGGCUCGGGCGCGCUGAACCCCUUCGACCGCCGGCUGAAGCGGAAGCAGAAGAACUGGGCGGCGCUGCAGGCCGAGCCCGCCAAGUGCGAUUACCUGCGGGAGGAGGUUGGCGGCAGGAUCGCGGACCGGGUGUUCGACAUCACCAGAACGUUUCCUCUCGCUUUGGAUGUUGGCUCUGGAAGAGGUUACAUAGCUCAGCACUUAACCAAGGAAACAGUUGAAAAACUUAUUCAAGUUGAUAUCGCAGAGAAUGCUUUAAAAAAUGCUGUAGAAUCUGAAAUCCCAACGGUCAGGGUUGUAGCUGAUGAAGAAUUCCUUCCUUUCAAAGAAGAUACGUUUGAUCUUGUUGUCAGCAGCUUAAGUUUACAUUGGGUGAAUGAUCUUCCUAAGGCUUUCAGAGAGAUCCACCAGGUGCUCAAGCCCGACGGAGUGUUCAUCGGGGCCAUGUUUGGGGGGGACACUCUGUACGAGCUGCGCUGCUCUCUGCAGCUGGCCGAGCUGGAGAGGGAAGGGGGCUUCUCUCCUCAUGUGUCGCCCUUCACCGCCGUCGCCGAUCUGGGACAUCUGCUCUCCAGGGCCGGCUUUAACACCCUCACCGUGGAUACUGAUGAAAUCCAAGUGAACUACCCAGGGUUAUUUGAGGUUAUGGAAGACUUACAAGGUAUGGGGGAGAGUAAUUGCUCUUGGAAUAGAAAACCUCUUCUACACAGGGAGACAAUGCUGGCAGCUGCUGCAAUAUACCAAGAAAUGUACGGAAACAGCGAUGGCUCGGUACCUGCCACAUUUCAGAUCUACUACAUGAUUGGCUGGAAAUACCAUGAGUCACAGGCAAAACCAGCCCAGCGAGGUUCUGCGACAGUUUCAUUUGGAGAUCUGGCAAAAAUAGAAGGACUUCUUAAAAGAGGAAAAAAAUAGCUGUUCAUCAGAAAUAACAAUUGUCUUGAAACGUCUAUAAAAGUUUUAACUGCAGACAGUCUUCACUUGUGCUUAUUUAGUGAUGACAUCCUGAAAUGAUAAUAAAGUAUGCACAGUAGAGGUUUUUGUACUGCCACGGCAUCAUCUGUAUAAAAUGCUGUUAAUUUUUUGUUUCUAGAUAAACAUUUGAGCAGUUUCCUCUCCCAAGUCUUUGAGAGAGCAAUUCAGCUCUCAACUGUUUAUUAAAUUUACUGUUUUCAAAAAUAA